Molecule: messenger RNA, 765 nt
Organism: Odobenus rosmarus divergens (Pacific walrus)
Lineage: Eukaryota; Metazoa; Chordata; Mammalia; Carnivora; Odobenidae
Gene: FGFBP3
Product: fibroblast growth factor binding protein 3
Exons: 1
Coding region: 1-765 (254 amino acids)
Biological process (GO): cell-cell signaling
Molecular function (GO): growth factor binding
Source: RefSeq, a predicted model, not a curated record
AUGAGUCCUCUGAGGCUGCGAGCGUCGCUGUCGCUGCUGCUGCUGGGUGGCUGCCUCCUCGCGGCCGCCCGGAGAGACCAGGGGGCGGCAGGCAGCGCGGCGGAGCCGGCCUCUGGUCCCGCGGGCGGCUCGUCCGGCCGCUUCCUCAGCCGCGAGCGGCACGCGUGCAGCUGGCAGCUCCUGAGGCGCGCCCCAGGGCCCGCGGCGGGGAGCGAGCUGGCGCUGCGCUGCCUGGACCCGGCCGGGGCGCUCCAGCAGUGCGCCUACCUUGGCGAUCCGGAGCGCUGCGCCGCCUACGCCGCCCGCGGCUCGCUCUACUGGAAGCAGGUGCUGGGCCGGCUGCGCAAGAAGCGGCGGCCGUGCCAGGAUCCCGCUCCGCUCAAGGCUCGCCUGUGCGCGGGCAAGAAGGGCCAUGGCGCCGAGCUGCGCCUGGUGCCCCACGGGUCCUCACCCGUGCGCCCCACCGCCGCCGGCUUCCCCCGGGAUCCCGAGCCCCGGGUCAGGAGCCGGGGGCGGCUCCGGGAGCCCGCUCCCGCCCCAGCCAGAGGGGCCCGACUUCCCGCGAGCAAGUCUCCUGGGGGGAAGCCCUCUGAGAAGGCCAAAGCGGACAAGAGGAAGGCGGCCUCGGACCCAGAAGAGGAGCGACCCCUGGGGACCCGGCCCGAUCCCGAAGGGUUGGACGAGAACGCAAAGCUCACGGAGACCUACUGUGCUGAGAAGUGGCACUCCCUUUGCAACUUCUUUGUCAAUUUCUGGAAUGGCUGA